Molecule: messenger RNA, 4275 nt
Organism: Portunus trituberculatus (swimming crab)
Lineage: Eukaryota; Metazoa; Arthropoda; Malacostraca; Decapoda; Portunidae
Exons: 9
Coding region: 1033-1911 (292 amino acids)
Source: RefSeq, a predicted model, not a curated record
CCACAGUUGGUUGGUGCGGCAGGUCUCGUGAUGGCUUGCUCUCUCUCUCUUACCACCACCACCACCACCACCACCUCUGCUCUCACCUCUCCCGCUCUCCCGCUGCCGGCCUAGUAGUGAGAGCUGAGAUAAAUAAGUGAGAAGAGAGAGAGAGAGAGAGAGAUUUGUGUGUGAUUUAUUAAGACGUUUUUGUUUAUUUUGAUUACUGAAAGAGAGAAAGAGAGAGAGAGAGAGAGAAAAAAAAAAAAUAACAUCGAGUGAUCUUUUCAGUUUAAUUCUUGAGUUUGUUGUAUUUUCUUCCUUCAUUUUUUUUUUCCGUUGUUUUGUUUUGUUUUGUUUUGUUGACGUCAUAGAAAAUGUGCGUCUCUGAAAAUUGACUCGUGAUUUCGCAACAACACCAAAGAAGAAGAAGAAGAACAACAACAACAACAAGAACAAGAAAUAGGGAUAGAGAGAGAGAGAGAGAGAGAGAGAGAGAGAGAGAGAGAGAGAGAGAGAGAGAGAGAGAGAGAGUGGAUACGAAAUUAUUCACACACCACUUGGUAACCCGAGAAAGAUAGAGAUAGAGAGAGAACCAGAGAGAGGAAGAGAGAGCGAGAAAAAAGACAGAUAAAUAGAACAAGAGAGAGAGAGAAAGAAAAGAAAGAAAGAAAGAAGUAAGGAAGAGAGAAAAAAAGUAACAAAUAUAUAUAUGAAACUUUUAAACCGUGCAUGAUAAAAAAAAGAGAGAGAGACAGAGAAAGAGAAAUAAGAGAGAAUAAGACACGAGGAGACAAACAAACGAAGAAAAAGAGAAAAGAAAGUAAGUAAAGAAGGAAGACAUACAUAAAAAAAGAUAAGAUAACAAGAUAGAAAUUGACGUAAAACAGACAUCAGAGAGAGAGAGAGAGAGAGAGAGAGAGAGAGAGAGAGAGAGAGAGAGAGAGAGAAAGGCAAAAAGACAAGAUAUUCAGCUGUCACCACCACCACCACCACCACCACCACCACCACAUUGACAGAAGACGUGACGUGGUUUGGUGAAGCUUAAAGAGGAUGGACGGGACACUCCUGGCCACCACACUGCUGCUGCUGCCCUGUCUUCACGCCGUGGCUGCAGGCCUGCGCAUCACCAAGGUGGAAGUGCCGCGGUACCUCAUCGUGGGCAAACAGGCGACGCUGCGCUGUCACUUGGCGCUGGAAGGGGACGUGCUGUACUCCCUCAAGUGGUGGAAGGAUGGCAAGCAGUUCUACCAGUACAUCCCGCAGAACAACCCUCCCAACGUGGUGUUCACAGUGCCAGGCAUCACCGUUAAUCCACAACACGCGGAGCUGAACGAGGUGGAGCUGGUGGACGUGCAAGCGACCUCCACAGGACAGUACAAGUGUGAGGUGGUGGCGGAGGGUCCCACUUUCAACACAGAUGUCAUGGCUGCUAACAUGACCAUACUGGACACGCCAGAUGAACCUCCACGAAUCACAGGACUCGAGCCAAACUACAGGGAUGGCGAGACAAUUGCCCUCAACUGCACCUCUAGCCGCUCACGCCCCCCUGCCGCUCUCACCUGGACACUCAAUGGACGACAGGUGGGCCCGGAACACCUGCUCACGUACCCAGUGGUGAGUGAGGGGAAACCGGCACUGCACACCUCCACUCUAGGCCUUUCCCUCACGGCGCGCCCUCACCUCUUCGCGGGCGGCACUCUCGAUCUCAGGUGUAGCGCCACCCUGCACGAGUAUGUGUGGCGAAGUGACGUGACGGCCACACUAGACAAUGUCACCUACAGCCAGCCACACCAUCUGCCCACCCUUUCCAAGACCAACGGCAGCAGCGGCCAGGGAGUCAGCCUAUCUCUAUUGCUGCUGAUGAUGCUGAUGAUGACAGUGAUAGCAACGGCACUCUCCCCUCUCUCCCACUCUCCUUUAGUAACUUAAUCCAACCCCACUCACUCACUCCCUCUCACUCACUCACUCACUCACUCACUCACUCACUCACACUCACUCUGUUUUGUACUGCACCUAUGAUAUGGCUCUUGGUGGUGUUCAUCUCAUUCAUCUCCUCACUCAUCUCAUUCACUCACUCACUCAUUCAUUCAUUCACUCAUUCACUCAUUCAUAUUUCGUCAUGUUUACUCACGCACUCCCAGAGAUUUUUGAAAGUUGAUUUUUUUUUUAUUUUUUAGUGCUAGUGGUGGUAGUAGUGGUUGAGGUAGUAGUGGUAGUAGUAGUAGUAGUAGUAGUAGUAGUAGUAGUAAAUUCAGCUGAGUUUCUUUUCUAUUGAAUUCACGAAGGGGGAAAAUUCAGUUUAUCAGGGACGAAAAAUACAAAAAAAAAUAUACGAAACGGAAAAAAGGAAAGAAAAAAUACGCGCACGAAGAAAAAAAAAAUCUCUGGGAAGUGUGUACUACUCUCACCUGUCUGUACACCUCCAAUUAACACACACACACACACACACACACACACACACACACACACACACACACACACACACACACACACACACACACACACACAGACGAAGGUGGAGGAGUACAGAAAAAAUCACUUAAUCAUGCAUUCCACUCUCUCACUCACUCACUCACUCACUCACUCACUCUACAAGAAGCCGGAGGGUCGUGUGAUACUUAAGUGUUGGACAAAAUAAACAAAAAGGAAAAAGGCCAUUAGUGGAUCCAUGUAAAUAGACAAAAAAUAAUAAAGGAAAAUGAGAGAAAAAAGUGAAGGUGACACAGAGGAAAGAGGUGUCCUUGUGGUUACCUGGUGCUAAUGAGGCGGCCAGGUAAGACGACAGGUAACCAGGUCCGCCAGGUAGGGCCAUGCAGGUAGCCGUGUUAAUUACUAAGUGUUACAUAUUUGUUCCUUUUCUACUAUUAAAAAAAAAAUUUACUUGCAAUGUCUGACCGGACGACUGAAAACACACACACACACACACACACACACACACACACACACACACACACACACACACACACACACACACACACACACACACACACGCAAAACGAUAUUUAUUUGUGUCUGAGGUCAAUAUUAUAAGUGCCAAUUGUACACACACACACACACACACACACACACACACACACACACACACACACACACACACACACACACACACACAGGGAGACGCAAUGACGCAGGUGUUUAGCAAUGUCGUGUAAAUAAAAGCUCAUUUUUAGUGUUAAACAAACAAACAGACAAACAGACAAAUGUGUGUACGUGACAGCAAGACAUCCGUGUACGUGUGUGUACGUACAUGUGUCUGCUGCUCACUUACACGUACAUGACUGUGGUGUACAUAGCGUCUGGGUGUUCUAGCUUGUCUGGGUGGCUGAUUCACACACACACACACACACACACACACACACACACACACACACACACACACACACACGCACACAAGUUUUAUUCCAAUGUACGUGAAGUUGUGUGCGUGUUAAAAUCUGUUAUUCAUCAACGUACAUGAAAUAGAUUAUGUAUGUAUGCAUGUAUGUAUGUAUGUAUGUGUGUAUGUAUGUGUGUAUGAGACAAAAAAGAAAAGGAAAAAAUAAAACGCACACAAAAUCUACUACUAUUGCUACAUGGCCACUGAGCACACACACACACACACACACACACACACACACACACACACACACACACACACACACAUGGAAAUUCCCAAUCGGAGCUUCAUUCACUUUUCAUUCAGCAGAGAACCCACAUUUCCAUACACGAAAUAACAUCUAAAAAAUAAAAAAAAAAAAAAAAAAAAGAAACGAAGUGUGUGUGUGUGUGUGUGUGUGUGUGUGUGUGUGUGUGUGUGUGUGUGUGUGUGUGUGUGUGUGUGUGUGUGUGUGUGUGUGUGUGUGUGUGUGUGUGUGUGUGUGUGUGUGUGUGUGUGUGUGUGAACAUAAACACCUGUAUACACGCACAACACAAGUGGUUUUAUAUUGCAUUAUUCACACACGUCUAAUGAUAAUGAUGAUGGUGAUGAUGGUGGUGGUGAUGAUGACGAUAGUGAUGAUGGUGAUAAUACUACUAAUGAAAAAAACAAAACAAUGAUAAUGACGACGAUGGUGAUCUAUAAAUAGGUAUGUAUGUAUGUAUGUAUGUAUGUAUAUGUUGCUAAGCUUACUUCUUAUACAUACAACAGACUUCAUACCUACACACACACACACACACACACACACACACACACACACACACACACACACACACACACACACACACACACACACACACACACAUUACUCCGUCCCCCUGGGCUGCUCUGUCUUACACAAUAAACACAGAAUAUAAGCAAAAAAAUGAUAAUGUCCC